AUGUUCUCGACCGUUAUAAGCUCAAAUCACCAAUAUCACAAAUACAACGUUGAAGUCGUCAUUGAGCGGCGUCUGAAAAGUGACUUUGUGGUCUCUCAGCCGAUACAUGUGUACCAGCUUUGCGGACUAGAACAAAGCUAUCUAAGACCAUACAAUCCUUUGACUCUUGAACGUCAAUCUGACCAAAAUAUCCAAUACUGUAUUUCCCUCGCUGAUCGCAAUAUUCCUUUUGGUUGCACAUUCCCGGUGGAGUGUUGGUUUGCUCCGCUUUCCAAAGGCACCAAGCUCAACGCAGUCACGGUCAAAGUCCAGGAGAGACAAAGUGUGCGCUUGGAUGCUACGGCCGCCGAAUCGGUGCGACAGAACAUACACUUUGUAACCUGCGCGCACAACCACACUGUGUUUUCAAAGAAGAUAGACUUUGCCGAUGGCAAUGAACCGACGGGUGCUGAUUCGAUGGAGACGGAAUGGCGCAUUAACACCUCUGUGUGUUUGCCGCGUACUUUGGGUGGUUGUUCACAGAGUCUCUCCACGAAGCACAUUAAGAUCAAACAUGUCUUAUCUAUAAAGGCAGAGUUCUGUGAUGAAGAGGGCCAGGUGACUGCAGAGAUUUCGGAAGUUAUUCCCAUCGAGAUCUAUAUGACACCGUGUGUCAUUGGUGAGAAUGGGUUCAUCCAUGGACGGGAUAUCCAACAGCUGCAAGGGGAUGACCAUCCUCCCCCGGCUUACAAUGACCACUUGUCCGACCUGAUAAUUUUGACGGCUGCUGACGUCGACCUUUGUGGAAGUACAAUCGUUACGGAGAUGAACAUUGAGCGCAGUUCAAGUCAAAGCUCUUCCAGCCGUUCAUCCUACGAUCCUGCACCCUUGUAUGUAUAA
This is a messenger RNA of Penicillium canescens, 879 nucleotides long. RefSeq lists its product as uncharacterized. The transcript is spliced from 3 exons. Lineage: Eukaryota; Fungi; Ascomycota; Eurotiomycetes; Eurotiales; Aspergillaceae. The record is from RefSeq and is a predicted model, not a curated record. Bases 1 to 879 code for a protein of 292 amino acids.